AAUAACUCUUAACGCUGGAUAGUCAGUAGCUGAAUAAAUAAAAAAAUGGUAGAAUUUAAUAUAAAAUUACUGGGGUAUGCGUUAGCAGUAAUUAUGCUUAUUCAACCCUGUCCAGCGUAUAGAGAAAUUUCCGGUUUAUUGGAUGAGGCCAAAGACUUGAGUCGCGAGGAGAUUAAUGUUCUAAGACCUUUAUUUUCGGAAAUGCAAUUGCAAUAUGAUUUUGUUGCUAGUAAAACUCCUCAAGAAGGCGCUAAACUAGACGAUGAAUUCGAACAGCAAUACGAGGCCACCUUGCAGGAAUUUGAACAGCAGCUAAACAACAUGUUUCCCCAAGAAGCAACCACCAAGUAUGACACUACCUUACCCACGGUUGAAGAGAUUAUGGGCAAACCCGAUUUCAGCCUAAUGACCAAAGAACAACAAAUGGAAUUUUUAGAUAUGCAAAGUAUUUUACAUGAUGCCUUAGAUGAAGCUCAAUUGAAUCUUAAUGACUUAGUACUUAGAGCAUUAAUCCUGGAAACAAAUUUACUUAAGCUAAAUAAACCCAAAAUUAUUAUGUUCAUUUUAAAGGCCCUCAAAUUGGGCUAUAAGGCUGCGGCUCGAGUAGGACGUGCUGCAUAUUGCACUUACUCCCAUUUACCUCAACUGAACACAUCUCUUCACUCUCUCUAUGAAGGUGUUGAUUGCUAUUUGUACACCACUUCCUUGAUUGUUAAAAUCCAGAAUGAAACCUAUAACACCGUUAAGACGGUCAAGAAAAAUGUUUACGAAUUGGCAGCUGUUUACAAAAAAGUUGCCGAUAAAAAUUCUCUUAUGGGUAAAAUUGUUUCGGUAAUUCUGAAUGUCACCAAGAUUGCCAAAAGUAUUUUGGAUACUAUUAGCACGGCUAAGCAUGUUUUGGAUGGUGUAGAGAAUCAAUUGCCCACAGCUGCCCAGGAAGUGGUCAGUUGUGGUUCUAAUUUUGCUGUUCAAAUACCUUUUAUGAUUGAGUCCGUUGCGAAUGUCACCGAGUGUAUAUUGUUUGUUGAUAAUACAAAAAUUGAAUAUGAUUUUAUGAAACCUGAAGAGGACUACUAUAAGGUACCUCAAGAAAUCAUACCGGAUAUAGAGAAUGAUGAUGAGGAAGAUGGUGAUAGUAAAUAAGUGUAUUUUUUUACUUUUUAAUAA
Molecule: messenger RNA, 1167 nt
Organism: Calliphora vicina (urban bluebottle blowfly)
Lineage: Eukaryota; Metazoa; Arthropoda; Insecta; Diptera; Calliphoridae
Exons: 2
Coding region: 46-1143 (365 amino acids)
Source: RefSeq, a predicted model, not a curated record